Molecule: messenger RNA, 1184 nt
Organism: Tremella mesenterica DSM 1558
Lineage: Eukaryota; Fungi; Basidiomycota; Tremellomycetes; Tremellales; Tremellaceae
Exons: 3
Coding region: 108-1184 (358 amino acids)
Source: RefSeq, a predicted model, not a curated record
ACUUUCCAUCGCUCAACGGCUCCCAAGAUAAGUACGAGUAUCGAAGAGAACACUGUAAGUGAGAUACGACCAAAAGAUCUCACAAGAAUCGAAUAACCAAAAUCAAGAUGAUUCGUCGAAAAGUUUCGGCUGGGUUGCUUCGAGCUGUUUCGACACCCACCUCAACCCCUAAAGCAGGUCAACAAGCUUCUCUGGCUUCUGCCGUCUUGCUCAAUAGUCAACGUAACUGGAAAGGUGAAACUGUAACAGCUUUGAAAGCAGAAUUGAAACGUCGUGGAUUAUCUCAAGUUGGUAACAAAACCGCCCUCAUUGCACGACUUCAAUCAGCUGAAAUAUCUUCUAUGCUUCCUCCCGUCCCUACCCUCUCAGGAUUGACAACUCGCUCUGUUCCUUCCACCCCAACCAAAUCUCGUACACUCUCAACCACCUCUUCUCGUAAAGCACCCCCUGUCCCACCCCUCCCGCGUCCCACUCAACCGAAAUCAGACGAACACGUUUCGUCUACGGGACCUGCUAUUGAGAGUCAGCGUAGUGAAGCGACCAAAGUGGAGGAAAUCAAACCUGAGAGAGUGGGGGCAGCUCCAGGUCUCCCAGCUACAGCUGCGAAGGGAGGAUCGAAAGGUCUUGAUGUUUAUAUACCAACGGCGAAGGAGGAUGAGGUAGCAGAACAGAUCAUUCCGCUCAUGCCGGACAACUUCCGUACUUCUCCACCUCCGCCAGCGCUCUCUGAAGCCGACGCCAUGCCUAAAGUCUCCACAGCAGCUUCGACCUCCACUCAUCCAUCUGCACCCGUACAUGCAAUGCAGGAGAUCACCGAUAUUCCCCCCAUCAAGUCUGCUCAGAAGUUCGACAUCCCUCUUGCCGACAUAUUCAACAAUGUCAUUUCCGCCCCUGCCCAGGCGUGGAAGGCCACCGGAUUGUCUCUUCCCGAGAUCGGCCUUCCAGAGGGUCAGGGUAAAGGAGAUAAAUACGAAAAGGCUGAGCGACCGUUGGACGAAGAAGAAAGAAAGGGGCUGAGGUACGUAGGCGCUCUGAUAGGGUCAUUGGCAUUCGUGGGUUUCGUAUCGCGCAAAGCGUCCACGAAGUCAAAGAAGGAUAACAGCGGGGCUGUUGGUUACGGGGAUCAGACGUGGUCAAAGGCUAGUGGAGCUCAGGUGGUUGGACAUGGAGCCAGGAAAGUCUAG